UUUAUGUACUCAAAAGCCUAAAGGCGCAGCCAGGACCAAGACUGCCGCAAGAUGAUAAGUAAAAAUCUAAUGGCAAACUUAAGCAGAUCAAAGAAUGUUGCAGGUGGACGAUCGAAGCCGAAUGAAGGAUGCAGAAGACACCCAAAGCACAGGCAGUCGCCAGGGGUUUGUUCACUUUGUUUGGGAGAGAAACUAUCUCAAUUAUCAGCUCAUACUAGCUCACGUAGUAUUACUACUACAGCUUCCUCUUCUUCUUCUUCUUCUUUGUCAUCUUACUAUUCUUCAUCUUCAGCUAGUUCUUGUUCCUCUCCCAUGCAUCGUUAUCGUUUUACUACAGAAGGAAAGGGUACUUCCUUGACUUUGUUAUUGUUUAGCGGCAAAAAUAUACUCACUAAGAGCAGAUCAGUAGCUUUUGCUUCGAGAAUGAGAAGGAAAGAAGGUGAUGAUAAGAAGAAGAAAAAUGGGUUCUUGUCAAAAUUGCUUCAUCCAAGAAGCAGUAAGAGGAUGGAGGAAGCUGCUGGUUUGAUGCACUCUCGGACUAUGAGAGAGAUGCUGACCAGCAGGGUUCAUUAAUGGUGGUUUUUUUCUUUUUUGUUGAUUCUCGUUUGUUUCAUUAAUUCUUUAUCACGCAUCAUCUUCCUUGAUAGAUUAGAAUUCAGCUAGCUGUUACUAAUUGGUAAACACAAAAAAAAAUUGAAUGAAUGAAAAAGAAUAUUAAGCAGAGUUACAUAUUAAAUGCAUGUACUGUGCAUAUACAUCUUCGUAUUUUGAUUGAUCUAAGAAGAGGGUUCCAUGUUUCUGUCUGUACCUACUGAUAAAUUAUGUAUUGUACUUUCAGAGGCAUUAGUACGAUAUUAUUUAUUCCUA
Molecule: messenger RNA, 867 nt
Organism: Theobroma umbraticum
Lineage: Eukaryota; Viridiplantae; Streptophyta; Magnoliopsida; Malvales; Malvaceae
Product: protein SALT UP-REGULATED GENE C-like
Source: RefSeq, a predicted model, not a curated record